AGAGAAGCUUCUAUCCCCUGAGACUUACCGAAAGAAACUUCAUAGCACCUCCACAAGUUUUCUUUUCGAGACAAAACGUUACUCCUGGCGGUCCUAGUUGGGAGGUAGCGUUACACCAAACUGUACAAUGCAUAUGCUAGCGUCAAACGGAUCCAUAAUGAACCUGGAAAACUCGGAGUUGGUGACAAUUAAAGCACAUUACUGUGGGGACAUGUUGAUUGCAGACUUGGCAGCCACAGUAACCUUUGUGGAGUUGCGGGAGGAGGUGAGAACAAUGUGCAGCGUUGCCAAGCAGCAGCCCAUCACACUCAAGUGGAUCGAUGAUGAAGGGGACCCUUGUACCAUCUCUUCCCAGAUGGAGCUGGAGGAGGCAUUUCGUAUUUACAAUCGAACCAGGAGGUCUGGACUACUACUGCAUGUGUUCCCCAGUAUCCCGGAGCGGCCUGGCAUGCCCUGCCCUGGAGAGGACAAAUCGAUCUAUCGCCGCGGGGCCAGAAGAUGGAGGAAACUCUACCGAGUCAACGGACACCUCUUCCAGGCCAAGCGCUUUAACAGGAAAGCCUACUGUGGCCACUGUAGUGAAAGGAUAUGGGGGCUGGGCAGGCAGGGCUACAAGUGUAUCAACUGCAAACUGCUGGUCCAUAAGCGCUGUCACAGACUCAUCCCUCAGACCUGCCAAAGGCUUAUGGAUCCAGUUAUGCCAUCACAGGAGCCCCCUUCGGAUGCCAAGAGUGAAGAAGUGGACCUUCCACCAGAUGACACAGAGGACACAGACGGAAUAUCUUUUUUACCACACAACUGUUCAGUGGAUAAAACAGAAGAUGCAGAUACAGAGGACAUUAAAGCAGUAGUGGAUGGCAUCGAUGGCAUUAAGCUGUCCCAGGGCCUGGCUCUCGGGCUGAGUGACUUCGACCUGAUCCGAGUGAUCGGGCGCGGCAGCUACGCCAAGGUCCUGCUGGUUCGGCUAAAGAAGAACAAGCAGGCGUACGCCAUGAAGGUGGUGAAGAAGGAGCUGGUCCACGACGAUGAGGAUAUUGACUGGGUACAGACAGAGAAGCAUGUGUUUGAGCAGGCGUCCACCAAUCCAUUCUUAGUCGGCCUCCACUCCUGUUUCCAGACAGAAAGUCGGUUAUUUCUUGUGAUUGAAUAUGUGAACGGCGGGGACUUGAUGUUUCAUAUGCAACGACAACGAAAGCUCCCCGAAGAACAUGCAAGAUUUUAUGCUGCUGAAAUCUGUAUCGCUCUGAACUUCCUGCAUGAAAAGGGCAUCAUCUACCGAGACCUGAAGCUGGACAAUGUUCUCUUGGAUCACGAGGGACACAUCAAGCUCACAGACUACGGCAUGUGCAAGGAGGGGAUCAGACCAGGUGACACUACCAGUACCUUCUGUGGGACACCCAACUACAUUGCACCUGAGAUCCUCAGAGGAGAGGACUACGGCUUCAGCGUGGACUGGUGGGCUCUGGGCGUACUGAUGUUUGAGAUGAUGGCUGGGAGGUCCCCAUUUGACAUUAUCACCGACAAUCCUGACAUGAACACGGAGGAGUACCUCUUUCAAGUUAUUCUUGAGAAGCCCAUUCGCAUCCCAAGGUCUCUGUCGGUGAAAGCUGCCAGCGUGCUCAAGGGCUUUCUAAACAAGGAUCCCAAGGAGCGGCUGGGUUGCCAGGUCCAGACGGGCUUCACAGAUAUCAAGUCACACACAUUUUUCCGCAAUAUAGACUGGGACCAGCUGGAGAAGAAAGAGAUGACGCCGCCCUUCAAACCUCAAAUCACUGAUGACUACGGCCUCGAAAACUUUGACACGCAGUUUACUAAUGAACCAGUGCAGCUAACACCAGAUGAUGAGGACGUCAUCAAGAGAAUAGACCAGUCAGAGUUUGAGGGAUUUGAAUACAUCAACCCCCUGCUGCUAUCCACAGAAGAGUCUGUAUGAAGGGGAGACCAGCUUCCUCCUUCGCCCACCUACUGUCUGUCCAAGCUGCCGUCUCAGCCAAAAACCACUCGCAAGCCAACUCUGAAAAAGCGAGGAGGAGGAGGAGGAGGAGGAGGAAGAGUAAAGGACAACAGGGGAGGACGAACUCACCCUCUGGACCUUGUCAACAAGGCAAUGCAAACUGGAGAACGGGAAAGUUUCCUUCCUGGACCAUUCCGAUUGCUUUGUUGGAAUACCAAACUCUUCUCUUCUUUGGUAUCUUCGAGGAAAACAAAAGACACUGGACUUCAAGAACAUUCCCUGACGUUAUGUUGUCUUCCCCCUUUUUCUUUUCUUUUUCUCCCCUCGGCUUCAUUCCUUCCUUUCUCCUCUCUGAAUGUCCAUCCUCACGUCAAAGCACCGGCCGGCUUUGUGAUUUCAACAGAGAGCAGUUUCAUUCUGUGCCUGCCACCAUGAACACAUUUCAGCCCGUCUCACAUCCCUGGAUAAAUAUGACAGUUCUGCUGAGGAACUUGAAAAUUUUACGAGCACUUUUCUUUUCUUUUUUUUGGGUUAAAUUUUUAUUUUCUAUCUUUGACGAGAAUGUACAAUGACAAAGGAAAAAAAAUAAGUUAUUAUUGUGUAUUAUAAUGUAGGUAGUGAAUCCAGAAUUGACGAUGCCUUUUUAUUGAUGCAAGUGGCACAUUUUUUCAUCGUAACCACAAACAUUUCUUUAUGUUGUCUUUUAGGAUUUUCACAAACAACGGGGUGGCGGGAGGCGGGGGGGUACUGGGCGACAACUUUUUAUUUAAGAAGUGCCUCAAAGAUCAUAUUAAUUAACCAUGGCUCCGAUUGCACUUAUCUCUUAUUGAAACAUGACUUCGCCCAUCCUGGCUUCAGUCGGUUAAAGACCAGCUGACAGCGUGGCUAUAGGGUUGGUCCAGACCAUUCAGAUCUUUAGUGGAAGCAUAAUGUUUUGGAGCACAGUAGCCUGCCUCAGUCCUAACACGACUGAAUCUUUUUUUAAAUUAUUUUUAAUGAAUCAAUUCAAAUAAUCAGUGUAGAAAAGACGACAUGUCUAUAGAUUCACAAAAGUAGCAUCCGAGGCAUCAUCAGAUACGAGUACAACCGGUGCCAGUAUAAGAGACAAUGCUCAAGCUCGAUGUUUCGAUGUUUUCCCAAAAGCCAAAUGAUCAUGUAGAAGAUGUCACAGAUGGGUGUCGUCGCAGCAGGCAGCAUCCAUACAGUCCCUUUUAUUUGCAAUGACACCCCAGUUAUAGAAGGUGUGUAUACAGGGCACGGUAUAUACUCGCUGCCAAUCGCAGUCUGGCAGCUUUUAGAAACACGUUAUAUCAGGACGUCAGCUGAAAAACAAAAGCGCUGCAUCGGCUUCAGCCUCCACAGUGUGUGCAGGCUUGCUGGCCGAGCUCAGAUUCUCCUACACCAGCUGCCACUGCGUGACCAUCUGCAGCCGGUCGAAAAUAUCAUGUGACCGGUUGGUUUGUGCGGUCUUGUGGAAAUGUGUCUUCAUUUCCAUUUCGGGCUCAUUGUGUGUUUCCGUCUCCGCGCUAAGGCUGGCUUUACACGGUGCAACUACAGCUCAGUGCAACUUCAAUUGUUACCUUGUUCCUUUGGUUAUAUAAGUCCAAUCAAAUGACCAAUAUAUAAAUGUAAUUAAUUUAAUAGUUUUAUUUCUAAAGGGAAUAAAAGAAGGACUUUAGAGAUCCAUUAGAAAUGCUCCAGGCCGGCAAAAGGACAGACAACACUUAGUUAGCAGUGGUGUUAAAUAUAAUAGCAUCAAGAAACCGAAAGAUAUCAAAGAUAAAAUGUGUUAUUUUGUCUUAAAAAGCACAGGACAUGUAAAUUACAGAGCCGAUAUGCCGUUUCAUUUCAGGAAUCCUUCCAAAGUUUCCAAAGUAGUACAAAGCUUCUCUUCUUAUUUUAACGCUGGUACUUCAAACAUUUGUUUGUUGGUAAUUUCUUCACUUCAAAUUGAAGUAGUCCUCAAACAAUAGAUUUGAGUUGACCAACAGACAAUAGUUGUAAAAAUUGUGACGGGCAUUUGUCCAAAUUUUUUAGACGUUUUAAAGACUUAAUACUUGAUUUAAUAACUCAAUAACAACCCUAGUUCUGUCACCUCUCAGACAGGUUUCACACUGUAUGUGAUGCAAAUGUAAAUGUGGCCCAUGCGACUAAAUUCAACUUAAAAUGUGUUAAAUGGAGAGUUUUCACAAUAGUUACGGGUUAUCACACUGGAGAUUAAAAACAAUUCCAACUAAGAGUUAAGCUGUUGACCCACGUCUGCCUCUCUCCGGACUGAGCCUGGAUUUAAAAACACCACAUGUACUGAACUAGCCAGGCAAAUGGCUAGUGGCUAAUGGUCCACUCCCUGCCAUAGUAUUAUUUUUCAACCUGGACACUAUUUUUCCCAUGUUUUUGUGUCUAAGUGACUAAUGGGGGACAACACUUUCUGAAAUUGGUGAACAGAACAGAUUGGAUCAAGCAAAAGGUAAAGAAAAAUUCCAUAAUGUUGUCAGUCAGACACUUAUAAUAAUAACAAUCUGAGCCUGUCAGCGGCAAAAUCAAGCACUUAGUAUAGUGGGCGUACAUUGUCUGUUGCCCAGAAGAAUUACAUUGCAGCCCGUUUAGCGGCUGCCGUCUGCAGCGCUCUCUCCCUCAAUACUGGACCAAUUUCAGAAAUUGUUGUCUCCAUUAGUCACUUAGACACAAAAACAUGAGAAAAUGGGUUCUGUAUUUGGCAGGAAAAUACAGAUGUUACCCUUUAAUUUCAUACAUGUGUAUGGUGAACAGUCCAAAAUGUAUGACUGUUCACGCCAAGAUACAUGUGAACACAUCUGUGUAUACAGACAGCCAACAUAGUGUAAACAGAACCACCAUGUGCAUCUGUGUCCGUCUUUGGACUCUGUCUGCCUCCUCAGUAUCAAGUAUAAGACCGGUUAACAAAGCUCAGCACUUCUUGAGUACCGACGGAAAUGUAUCCAUGAAAACUGUCAAAUAUCAAAAGUUGGCAUGAGAUGCUUGAUCAGAUUCUUAGUGUUGUUUUUUUUAAUUAUUUGGUCACAUAUGUCUUGAUCUAAAUCAGGAAACUUUUCCAACUUCAGAUUGUAUUUUAUUUAGAUAUAAUUCUUUUAUUGUUAUUUAACACUGAACCAUUCAGCACUUUUGUUAAAUGAAAAGUAGAGUUCAAACAUUGUUUUUUACUCCCCAAACUAAAGUAUCGACAACAAGUUCUGUUUUGGUAUUGGUACUGAAUCUUGGUUAUGGUGUUGUUAUCGUGCUCUGGGUGAGUUUGUAACCUGCAGCUGACAGCGCAACAGUUGCCCAGUGUAAAGCCAACCCAACACACGGUGGUCAGCUCAUUCCUGUUAGAAUCCAUCAAAUCCUAAUGUUCAUUUCCCCCAGCUGCUGGUGCACAGUUUGCACAAGCCAUGAGUUGAUAUGUAUACAGUGAAGUUUUAGGCCGUUUCAACUUCAUAUAUUGCCACCUUCGUACACAGCGAGCAGCAUACGUGUAACCACAUUUAGGAACCAUGUGCUGUUAAAAAGGCUGGGAUCAAAAUCUGUGAAUAUCAACAUGCAUGGAUUAGAGUCCCCGACAGAAAGAACUCGUCGUUUAACGUCUGUGCGCUUCAGAGGAGAAGGAGAGCUCUCUAUUGGCUGAGACUAAGCUGAUGAAAUCUGACCCAUGCUAAUUUGAUAAGCACAUAAUAGGAUUAAUUAGCUGAUCCUGAGUCAAAUGGUCUCAAUUAGCCGCAGGGCUUUUUACAGGCAGGGAAGAAACAGAUAGAGAGAGAGAGGAGAGAUAAUGAAACAGUUCCACAGUCACCGAUUAGUCCACCACAAUGAACACACACACACACACACACACUUCAAGAAGCUAGAAAUCACUUCAACAUUCGAGGAAGCUUCAACCUCCCUCCUCAACCCCCCCAAACUCCAUCUCGUUUGCUGCAUUUUUAUUAAUGCCAUGUUUUGUUGAUAUAUUUGCACAUUAGUGGCGUUGUUUUUUUGUUUUGUUUUCUGGAGGGACCAAUGGAUGAACUGGGAGUCCUUGAAGCCACUUUACAGAACAGCGAAGGCCACUCGAACAUCUCAAAAAGAAAGAGAAUCUUUAUCUGAAAAUAACUCGGUCAAUGAUUUUUGUUCUAAAAUAAUGCUGGUUGGAUAUGCUUAAUUUUGCUUCACCGCAUCUUUGUAAAUAUGUGUAAUUAUUAAAAAUGAUACUGGUUUUCCGUGAA
Sebastes umbrosus (honeycomb rockfish) is the source of this 6171-nucleotide messenger RNA. It is a transcript of the gene prkcz, whose product is annotated as protein kinase C, zeta. Gene Ontology annotation, molecular function: ATP binding; protein binding; protein serine/threonine kinase activity. The record is from RefSeq and is a predicted model, not a curated record. Bases 128 to 1933 code for a protein of 601 amino acids. The transcript is spliced from 18 exons. Gene Ontology annotation, biological process: protein phosphorylation. Lineage: Eukaryota; Metazoa; Chordata; Actinopteri; Perciformes; Sebastidae.